CAAACUACCACCAGUCUGACAGCAUCGUCAGCUCGGUAACGGUCAGAAAUUUGAAACAGUGUCCACGUGUCUGCAUUCGAGAUAACUUCGUCCUGCGGAAAAUCACAGCUCAGCAAUCCCCGAAAAAUUCCGCUGCGAUAAGAAAUUGGGGGACACCUGCAGCCACUUGAAUUCAAAAUCUGUAUUCAGUUGAUAAGACAAACGACUGGACAAACUAUCUAGAAGAUGUGGUACAUUCUCGCAACAAUAAUAAUAUCUCUGGUGAUCUUCGUCAGUUUGAAAGACCGGAGAAAAUUGAAUCUUCCGCCAGGACCACUUCCUCUUCCGGUACUCGGUAAUCUCUUAUCAAUAGACCCGGUGAACCCUCAUCUGAGUCUAUCAAAACUGGCUCGGAGAUACUCUGGAAUAUGCGGCCUCCGGAUGGGCUCUGUUUACACAGUUUUAUUGACGGAUCCUAAACUCAUUAGGCAGGCCUUCGCUAAGGAUUCCUUCACCGGAAGAGCACCUCUCUACCUGACCCACGGGAUAAUGCAGGGAUACGGUAUCGUCUGCGCGGAGGGUGAUCACUGGAAAGAACAACGAAAAUUCGUGUCCUCGACCUUGAAGAGCCUGGGGAUGAUGAAGCACGGGGGUAAGAGAGAAAAACUAGAGGAGAGAAUCACGCACUCCAUUUCCGAGCUGCUUACGAGACUCAAGGACACGGACACGGUUCUAGGAGUUGAUCCUCUGGAGAGUCUCCAUCACUGCCUCGGGAACCUCAUCAAUGACCUGGUGUUUGGACAGACUUAUGGGGAGGAUGAUGAGACCUGGAAGUGGUUGAGGCACCUGCAGGAGGACGGGGUCAAGCAUAUUGGAAUCGCUGGGCCCCUCAACUUCCUGCCUUUUCUGCGACACCUCCCCAGGUACAAGAACCUCAUGAAGUUCUUGAUUGAUGGGAAAUUAAAGACACAUCAAGUCUAUAAAAAAAUCAUUGAGAGUGACCAGGAAGGAAAGGAAAGUUUCGUGUCGAUUUUUGCAGAAGUGAUGAGGAAGAGGAGUUCUAAUAAUGAAGACCUGGGGUCUUUUACAGAUCAGCAGUUUUAUCAUCUGCUUGCGGAUCUUUAUGGAGCUGGGGUGGACACAACGUUGACGACGAUCAGAUGGUCAUUGUUGUUCCUGGCGGCUCAUCCUGAGGACCAGGAGAAGAUCCAUGAGGAGAUGGUGGAGAGUCUGGGGGAGAGAGAGGUUGUUCUGGAGGACAGGGGAAGGUUGGUGUACCUGGAGGCUAGCAUCUGCGAGGCUCAGAGGAUCAGGAGUGUUGUUCCUUUGGGAAUUCCGCAUGGAACUACAGAGGAUACGACACUAGGGGACUUUGAUAUACCCAAGGGAACGAUGGUGGUACCUUUUCAAUGGGCAAUUCACAUGGAUGAAACAUACUUCGAGGACCCUGAGGUCUUCAGACCCACCAGAUUUAUCUCAGACGAUGAGUUGAAGAGACCUGAAGCGUUUCUUCCGUUUUUGACAGGAAAGCGGAUGUGCGUUGGGGAUGAGCUUGCUAGGUGGAUUUUAUUUUUGUUUGUUGGCAGAAUUAUUCAGAGAUUCAGAGUUUCCUUACCUCCGGGUGAAAAGGUCGACUUGAUUGGAGAUUGUGGAAUCACUCUGGUACCAAAACCACAUAAAUUAAUUUUUUCCGAACGUUAAUGACACUUUUUAUCUAAUUCGAUUAUAAAAACACACAACCGAGACAUUUUGCACUAGAGAUAUUUCUUCCUAGAACAUUUCACUUUUUUAAAAUAAAUGAUUAAUUGAGAUUUUUCAAGUAAUCGAAUUACGGAGGCAAUCCCUUUCAUUACGGUUUGCAAAAUGAUUUUUAGGAAGAGAUUGAUUAACAACAAAAUUACGAUUUUAUAUUACUCGCUGCAUUUUAUGGUGCACACUUAUUGUAGAUGAUAUUUCACUGGUUUCCAAUGAUAUGUUUAACAAAUAAAGGAAUUUUUAGUAUGGAAUUAAUUUCUUUUCUCAAAUAAACGAAUUUACGCACCG
Molecule: messenger RNA, 2022 nt
Organism: Fopius arisanus
Lineage: Eukaryota; Metazoa; Arthropoda; Insecta; Hymenoptera; Braconidae
Gene: phtm
Product: phantom
Exons: 1
Coding region: 226-1680 (484 amino acids)
Biological process (GO): xenobiotic metabolic process
Cellular component (GO): cytoplasm; intracellular membrane-bounded organelle
Molecular function (GO): iron ion binding; heme binding; oxidoreductase activity, acting on paired donors, with incorporation or reduction of molecular oxygen, reduced flavin or flavoprotein as one donor, and incorporation of one atom of oxygen
Source: RefSeq, a predicted model, not a curated record